Messenger RNA from Arctia plantaginis, 1404 nucleotides. Lineage: Eukaryota; Metazoa; Arthropoda; Insecta; Lepidoptera; Erebidae. The record is from the annotation of a GenBank genome assembly.
AUGACAAAUAAUUAUACAGUAGCUGAACUGGACUCGAUCGGUAUAAACUGUCAUUUAAUUGGUACGCCUGAAGAAUAUCAUACAGCAAUCCCCUUGAAUCAUAAUUUUAAAGUAAUUACAUAUAACAUAAGGAGCAUAAACAAAAACUUUGACAGUUUCAUUGUGACGUUGCACAGGCUGAAGACUUCUUUUGAUGUAAUUGUUUUUACGGAAUGUUGGUUAGAUGAGAACACCGUUGUCCCUCACUUACCAUCGUACACUUACUAUUUUACAAAGAAAAAAAUUAAUCAAAAUUCGGGUGUAAUAGAGUAUGUGAGGGAAACCCUUGGCGUUUGUGUCUCGGAACCGGAACUGCAAGAUGCAAAUUGUCUACAACUGACAUUAGAUAAAGGAAUUACAAUCCUCGGUGUAUACCGGCCCCCGUCUUUCUUAAAUUUCAGCAACUUCUUUAGUUCCCUGGAUCAAGUCUUGAAGAGUAUCUCCAACAGGAACACCAGGUUGAUUUUGCUAGGCGAUAUCAAUAUAGACUUGCUCCUAUCGACAAGUACUCAAGAUCUAGUGUAUCAAUGUCUCACUUCGGAACAUGGACUCUUCCCUGCUAUAACGAAACCGACAAGAGGUAAUAGAUGUCUGGACCAUAUUUUUGUGAAUACCACUCAGGGCACCACAGGCGUAGUAUGCAGCUCCGAUGUAACCGACCAUUACAUAGCAAUACUCGGGAUGGCUACUACGAAAAAUCCUGAAACAAACUGUAACAGAAAUGUUCUUACACGUGACGUGGAAGCAAUAAAGAAGGAGCUAUUACAUGAAGACUGGGCCGCCUUACUAGACAACGUGGAUAUAAACCAGGCGCGAAAUAAGCGAAAACGAUCUGAAGACCUCAGCAAUGAGAUUGUUGAAAUGCGCAAAGAAAUGGCUCAAAUGUUAACUUUGAUGAAAUCGGUGGAUUCCAACCAAAAACAAUUCAUGGAAAGAAUAACAGUCGAUAUGACUUCCAUAAAAGAAAAAAUGAGCGAUAUUAAAUCUACAAUUUCUGCCAUAACAACUGAACAAGUUGCGAUGAAUUCGGAUAUAAUAACGCUACGAAACAAAGAAAAUAUUCUGCAAAAAUCUAUCGACAAAAUGCAGUUGAAAGUUGAGAAGUUGACGUCAGCGGGUUCACAACCAGCUGAUAUACCAGAACCAGUCUCGACAAAUAAAGAAGACAGAAACGCCGCAGAUAAGCUAGAAGUCAUUAAAAACAAUAAAAUCCUAAUGUCCGGAACCUACAAACACGAUGAGAUUGGAAAAGUAUAUCAAAGACAAAAGCGACCUACAAAAGUUUGUUUUAACUCAACAGACGCAGCAAAAACCAAAUCACCAACACAGAUGUUAAGAUUCAGAAGUGUCUACAUGAACAAGUAA